AUGGCCUCUGAGAAAGAAACUAUUACAAUUAAUGGCCAGGAAAUCCACAAGGAUGAAAAGAUUCUGGUUGAACGCGGUGGCAAAUUUGAAUUGGUGAGUGCCUCAAAGCUUAAAGCAUUGAUGCCUUCAGUUGUAGAUGGAAAACCAAAGGACAAAAAGGCGAAAAAGAAGCCUAAAAUUGCAGAAGCUGGUAAAAGAAGCAAAACACCACCUCCACCACAAUCCAAAGAAGCAAAAUCAAAGUCCAAAAAAGCAACACCUCAUUCAGCUCCAGUGAAAUCAAGCAAACCAACAAGAAAUAAAACAAGCACAAUCGAUUAUCAGUCAAUAAAGAGUCCGUAUGCCAUGUCUCCAGAAAUGAAAAAGAUGAUGCGAAAACAGCAACAAGCGAAAGAAGAAAAACAAAGGGAGGAAGAAGAACAAGUACGACUUGAAGAAGAGGAAGCUCGGAAAACAGCAGAAUUAGCAUGGAAAGCUUGGCUUGAAAAUAAGAACGAAGAAAUGAAGAAACAAAAAUCAAGGAGAAGUAGUGGUGAUGCGGAAUCACUUGCUCAGCAAAAACAGGAAGCAGUAAAAGCAUACAAAUCAUGGUUACAUACUAAACAAAAACAACUACGGAAAGAACGACUCCACACGCAACAACUACAAAUUGAGCAGGAUGAAGGGUUUUACUUGCGUGAUCGUAAAGACUGUAACCGAGCUUUCCAUGCUUGGGUUAAAAGUAAGUCAAAAGCAAUUCUGAAGGAAAGAGAAGAUGCAGAAAGGGCACGAAAACAGACAAUAACAGAAGCAAGACGUGCAAAACGCACUCAAGAUUUACUGAAAUCUAUUCAGGAAUCACAGCAAAUGAGAUACGUAGAAUAUUACGGAUAUCGAUUUUGA
Styela clava is the source of this 882-nucleotide messenger RNA. The record is from RefSeq and is a predicted model, not a curated record. Lineage: Eukaryota; Metazoa; Chordata; Ascidiacea; Stolidobranchia; Styelidae.